This is a messenger RNA of Suillus bovinus, 273 nucleotides long. RefSeq lists its product as uncharacterized. The transcript has a single exon. NCBI's taxonomy places the organism in Eukaryota, Fungi, Basidiomycota, Agaricomycetes, Boletales, Suillaceae. The record is from RefSeq and is a predicted model, not a curated record. The annotation marks the transcript as partial.
AUGGCCUGGCGCGACAUUGUCAUGGUCAUUGCUGAAUAUCAGCGUCGCUUUCUCAAUAUCUGGGCACUUCUAGAUUACUACAAAAUCAUUGAGCCCCGCAUGCGUUUCGUCGACACCACACAUAAUGUUAAUUCUAAAUGGAUGGGUUGUUUCACUCAAGAUGUCGCUAUUGCCACGAAGGUGCACGCUGCUGGAGUUCCUGUCUGGCUUAUUCACGAUGCCAGACUAAUUCAAUCCAAUAUAAACAUCAUCAAAGUUGUUUCAUUCACACCA